AUGUGGGUCGUGUGGGUUAAGAACAGGGUCACCCACAGUGCUUUGCCUGCCUCCAUCACACCAAUGGAGGCGUGGUCCGGCCAGAAGCCGCAUGUGGGCAUAGCUCGGAUUUGUGGUUGCAUGGGGAGUGUCAUGCUGCAUGGGCAUGAGAAGGGUGGCAAGCUUGAUGCACAGGCUGUCAUGUGUGUCUGUGUUGGGGUGGACAUGGAGAGCAAGGGUUGGCGCAUGCUGGACCCUUCUCUCAUGCGCAUUCGCAUUGCUCGGGAUGUUGAUUUUCUUGAGAAUGUGAUGUGGAAGGAUUGGGACAAGGCAAAGGGAUUUGGGGAGCUUCUGCAGGAUGCAGCUGCGAUUUCCCAACUCCUCCCUCUUCCACUCUCGCCACCCUCAGCAACGGCUGACGACGUUGAGAUGCCACCGGCACCGCUAAGUGUGUCGGUGCAGCAGCAGCCCACCCCUCUGCAGAAGCUCAAUGGCCCCUCGGUCAUUCAGCGGACAUUCGCUACACAGGCUACUUCCUCUUCCUCCUCCUCUGGUCAGCGCUCUGUCCCUCUCUCUACGGGUGCCCCUCCGUCACCAGCGACUACCUCCCCACCACCAGUUACGGGUUUGCAGGUGCUUGGUAUCCAGUCUGGUACAGGUGGUGAGGAGGUAGGGGGGCAUGCUGUGUUUGGCCAGGGAGGUGGAAGGUGUUGCACUGGCAGGUGUGAGCACCGGUGA
This is a messenger RNA of Closterium sp. Yama58-4, 717 nucleotides long. The record is from the annotation of a GenBank genome assembly. Lineage: Eukaryota; Viridiplantae; Streptophyta; Zygnematophyceae; Desmidiales; Closteriaceae.